CAGCAAUCAGCGAGAGCUGUUGAAAAAUGUUCAAAAUGAUUCAAACUUUAAAAUUCCUUUUCUCGUUAACCAUAAUCAGACAGAUUUUUACUACGAAUUUUCACUAUUCUUGGUCAGAUGAGGUGGUAGAAAACCCUACAACAUCCUGUAACCAUCUUGCGUCGUUUUCGCGUCCGUCGAAGUGUCUGGCGGCGUGUCUUAAUACCUACACUCUACUUCACGCCGUGGGCUGGGACAAGAUGUCACUUUCGUGUGUUUGCUGCCCUAGUCCUUUGUUGGACUCUGAAGCGACAUUGGCGGGAAACUGGCAGACCUACGUUAGUGGGACGUGCCUACCUGGGUACCAGCUCGUUGCCCCCCGUACCUGCUAUAAAUAUAACUCCUCCUCUGUCAGCUACCCAGUGGCCGACGCCCUGUGCAAGGCCGAAGGAGGGGCCCUUAUUAGAAUAGACUCUGCUGAAAAGAACUCCGUGUUUACAAAUUUUGUCGAAAACCACGUUAGUGACACGUCGGGUACACAAGUGUGGGUCCAAGCCACACGGAAAGGCUCUUUCUGGUAUUUUGAUGACAACACGCUCAUCGAAUUCGAUAAUUUCGGUGUUGGUGCAAAUAGCAACGGAGAACUUGAAAUCAGAUUUAGGGCAAGAGAAGCAUUGCAGUGGAAAUGGCAAGACGGUCUAGAUAUUGACCAAUUCAGUUUUGUGUGUGAAUCUAAGACGAUGCUGCAUUGGACGACUAACGGAAAUCAGAUGUAUAAUGACUAAAAUCAAGACAAUGGAAACAAUGAAUUUGAUGGACCCAACUAACUUUUCUUUGUCAUGAACAUUCAUUUAUAUAAAAAAAGUUUCACUAAAAUAUUUUCUAUGUUUCGAACUUUCGAUUCAAUA
Saccostrea cuccullata (small rock oyster) is the source of this 887-nucleotide messenger RNA. RefSeq lists its product as uncharacterized. The coding region runs from base 27 to 764 and encodes 245 amino acids. The transcript has 3 exons. NCBI's taxonomy places the organism in Eukaryota, Metazoa, Mollusca, Bivalvia, Ostreida, Ostreidae. The record is from RefSeq and is a predicted model, not a curated record.